Oreochromis aureus is the source of this 4565-nucleotide messenger RNA. RefSeq names its product serine/threonine-protein kinase VRK1-like. The coding region runs from base 261 to 1961 and encodes 566 amino acids. The record is from RefSeq and is a predicted model, not a curated record. The transcript has 14 exons. Gene Ontology annotation, cellular component: cytoplasm; nucleus. Gene Ontology annotation, biological process: peptidyl-serine phosphorylation; signal transduction. Lineage: Eukaryota; Metazoa; Chordata; Actinopteri; Cichliformes; Cichlidae. Gene Ontology annotation, molecular function: protein serine/threonine kinase activity; ATP binding.
CAUGCAAUUGGCUGUGUGGCGUAGCGGGAGGGAUAACGUUCAGGAAGUGAAAAGGGGUUUGUUUCUGUUUCCAAUUUACAGGGCAGCAGCUUGUGCUGGAACCCAGCGAGGAAAACGUAGUUUAAAUUACUUAUCGGUGUGUUCUUAGUUAAAAAUCCCAAGUGACGACGUGCGGCUUUUCGUCUUCUCGGCGGUUGCUGAACAUUUCAGUCCGUGAGUCAUACUGAAGAACUUCUCAUUAGCGGAGUUUAGCAGUUUUCAUGGCACCUCCACGAAAAACAGUGCUACCCAAACCUCUUCCAGAAGGCUUCAUACUAACAGACACUGAGAAGAAGAAAUGGAGGCUGGGGAAAAUCAUUGGGCAAGGUGGCUUUGGACUGAUCUAUCUUGCCUCCCAGGACAUUGACAGACAUGUUGGAACAGACACUGACUUUGUCAUCAAAGUGGAGUACCAGGAGAAUGGCCCCCUGUUCUCGGAGCUCAAGUUCUACCAGAGGGCAGCCAAACCUGAGAGCAUGCAAAAAUGGAAGAGAAGCAAGAAGCUGGACUUCCUGGGCAUCCCGACGUACUGGGGGUCAGGAAUUGCAGAGUAUAAUAACCUCAGGUAUCGUUUCAUGGUCAUGGAUCGACUGGGAAGUGACCUUCAGAAAGCUUGUGAGUCCAGUGGAGGCCGACUGAAGAAGAUCGCUGUUCUCCAGCUUGGACAGAGACUGGUGGAUAUACUGGAGUACAUACAUGAGAAUGAGUACGUCCAUGCUGACAUUAAAGCUGCCAACCUCAUGCUGGGUUACAGGGACCCUGAACAGGUCUACCUUGCAGACUAUGGGCUGUCCUAUAGAUACUGCCCUGAUGGAGUCCACAAAGAAUACAAGGAAAACCCCAAGAAGGGCCAUAAUGGAACCAUUGAAUACACCAGCAUCGAUGCCCACAAAGGACUCGCGGCAUCUAGACGUGGUGACCUCCAAAUUUUGGGUUUCUGUCUCCUUCACUGGUUAUGUGGGUCUCUGCCUUGGGACGAUGUCCUCAAAAAUCCAACUCAGGUCCAGGAGGCAAAGACCAGACUGAUGGAUAAUCUGCCACAUUCAGUCCAGCAGCUGUCAGUGAGCGGAGCCAGCACAGAUGAGGUGGCUAAAUUCCUCCUUUAUGUGAACAAACUGGGCUACCAAGAGAAGCCCGAUUACCAGUAUCUUAAAAACCUGUUGGGCAGUGCUGUCAGGGGAGGACUUGAUUUGUCCAAGCCACAGGGAGCUGCAGGGGAAUCGUCCACCAAAGAUUCUCGAGCCAAGGAAAAGCAGAAAGCAGGAGGAGCGAGCGGAGUCUCUAGAGCCAAAGCUACACCUCUACAGGACCAUGAUGAAGUCUAUGAAGGGGGAAAGCCCAAAGCAGUGCCAGCUCGCUACAUCAGAGGACCACCCAUCAAUAAACCUCUGUCAGAACAGACGGAAGAAGUUCUCCCUGCUGUCAGAAGGUCCCCGAGGCAAAGGCCUGUGUGCAGUUAUGAAGACAUCGACAGUGAGGAGGAGGAGGAAGAGGAAGAAAGGCCCAAACCCAUUGCUGCAUGCUAUCUCAGAGGUCCUCCAGUAAAGCCCAGAGCUCAACCCAAACAGGAACGUAACCCCAAAAGGACAAGCAGCAAAACAGAUGACGUGCCCCUGACCUCAGCGAGAACGGAGCGCCGAGUCUUCCCACAAAGGAGAAAAGAAGAUCGAGCAAACCGUGACAUGGAGAGGCAAACACACACACACCACAGAGCGGUGUACAGCCAUCCAAAGUACUGGGAUAGCCAGCUCUAUUACAGACAUGCUUUGGGUAAAUGGGAAGAGUCUGGUCCCAAAAAGUCAAGUCCUGAAGCCGGUCCCCAACAGAGAGGAUGGCUGACGUCCUGGUUACUCUGUUUGGGCGCCUUUCUUUUACUGCUUGCUGUUGUCAGAGUUUGCCAAAGUACAUUGAAGCCCCUUUGAGGAGCUAAUGGAUCUACGAGUUUUAACAGCUCCUUUCAAAGCUUCUUCCCAAAGUGGAGAUGGAGCAGCCGGGAACACAAAGCCUCUCAUCAGGACUUCUGGGCUGCCAUUUUCACAGUGAUGGGCUGAAAUAGAAGGACAAGCCUCAGUUUAUUCUACCUAUUAGAUGUUCUGUAAAGGUAAACAUGCGAUGAAAGAUUUCUUUAUGAUAAAAAGAUGAAAUGGGCUCUCGUUUCUAACUGCGACUCACACGCUCGAAUAAAACCGUCUUUGACUUUGAAUCGGUGGCGAGCUGUAUUCACAGACACGCAGUAUCACACGCUUACUCCUUUAUCAGACGAGGAGUAGCUUCAGUCAAAGUGUAUGAAUGCAGCACAUUGUUGAAAGCGCAGUGGCAGAAGAAAAGGCUACAGGAUGUAUAGAGGCAUGCUAAUUAAUAAGCUGAAUAUCUAUUGAGGGCUUUCUGAAGGCAGCUGUCAGUCACACUGUGAGGCGCGCACAUACCUUACUGCAGUAAGGACACUCUCCAAAAACAAUGUUGAAGCUCUGCCUGCUGGAGUGCAGCGCUCGCAGCCACUGAAGGCAAAAGAGAAAAGAUCAAAUCAUUACCUUGAAUCUGGUGUGUGGCUCAUAACAGCACUUUCAAUAUACACUCUGUACAGCUAUGUUUAAGAUUAUCCAGCACCCUUGAAGCACUGAAGGGCUUUUUUUUUUUUUUUUUUUUUUAAAGUCGAUUAGCAUCCUGCGAUUUGUUUCUGAGUUUCAAAGAUAUCUGGCCAUGCAGCAGCGUGUCACUGAGGACAGAGUCCAAACAUAGUCAUCUGUGCUCAUUUCCUGUGUGUUGCAAGGCUGCACUGGUCCAGUUCUACCUUUGAUCAUAUCUGACUGUCACUCACCUUGAGCAGCCCACCUGUUGAAACGCUAAAACACUCAUGGCUAAUGAACGCAAAUCUUCUAUGCCUGAUUAAAUGAAAUGCUGUUUAGAAACACUUUACAAUAUGUAUGUCCUCAGAGGGGAAACAGGAAGGAAUAAUCUGUAUUCAUGUGCGUAUUUAGACAAAUGAACACACUGUACUUGCAGUGCGCUGACCACAUGCAGCUCUCUGAAGGCAACAGGAUAAGGCUUUGUAUUAUGACUGAGUGAAAACGGCAAAUGUAAUGCGCAAAACUUUGUUCAUUUAAGCAAAUAAAUAAAUAAAAUGGAUGUUUACAACUGUGUCCACUCCUCAGGAGGAACCCUUACAGUGUUUGAGGAGGGAGCACUUUAAACUCAAGUCAAUAAAUGGAGAAUUGUGUCCCAGAGGCACACUGAUGGUACGGAGGGACUUUUUUAAUUAUUAUAACCAGAUCAGUCAUUUGGUCAUUUUGUAGCUUUGAAGUAGUCUGGGGUAAAUCUUAAACUUUCUGAGAUUAUAAUAUGGGUGAUGUGACAGUCUAGUUGUUGGGCACAUGACAUAUGAACGCAAACACCCUGAGCAGUGAGUUCAUGCUCAGUUUUUUACCCACAUACAGCCACACAUGCUUUUUCAAAAGUCAUAAUUAUACAGUGUGGUGGUUUCCACGUUCACCUAACAAACAAAAGAGAAAAUCCAAAUCCCUUUGCAUCAGGAAGACCAUCAGGUGUUUCAAAAUCUGACAAACCUACUUUUGCUGUGGUGACCCUUUCUGAAUAAAGAAACAACCCAAAGUAGCUUCUAUGAAUAUAUACAUUGCUCAAAGGGAAAAAAAAGGACUUUUGAUAGUUUGGGUUUCCACUGACCGCUGUUGUGUCAUUUUAUUCUUGAGAAAUCACAUACUGUAUGUCAGCAAAGAUAUUCAAAUUGAAUAUUUGUACAUCAAGAUAUGUCAGAUAUAUAUAAAAACCAUUUCCGUAAUAAGUCAUAACACUGUGGCUUCACAUCUGGGCCGUUGUCAUGUCAGACAUCUUUAUAUACACAGUCUAUAUUCUCCUUAAAAAAAAAAAAUCAAUUUGUUAAACUUCCAGGACAUUGAUCUGGUCAAUUAAGUAGCAGAGGGCAAAAAGGGCUGUAGAAGGCCCUUAACCGAUCAGCAGGACUGGUAUCUGCUUGCACACCACAAAUACAGAAACAGACUUCAUGAGGGUGGUCUUACAGCUGACGUCCUCUAGUGGGCCCUGUGCCACCGUGGAGCCCAAUUCUGGUAUUCUAUGGCAUUUGCAUUUGCCAUAGAAUACCAGAAUCAGCAGUUACAUCAUUAGUGUGGACCUGCUAUAAAAUGGACUACCUUGCUGUAUGAAUUUUUUGUUCACUUUGAUUUUCAGGAUGCCUACAAAUUCAGCCUUCUGUAGGUUAAUAAUUUUCAUUUCCAUCAAAUGAUGUUGCAUCCUUUUGUUCCUAAAACAUUACCGUGUAUACAUAUCCACUGAAGUCCAACGUGUUUCAAAAGUUUUUGGUUUUGUGUUGCUUACAACAUUUUUGAAUCCUUCAUAUUAACUUGUAUCAAAUGUGUCAAAUAAUUCAUACACACACAUAUUUUAUUAAGACUUGAUGAGUUCAUAUCCAGUUUUAAUGUAAGGCCAAUGAUGAGCCAUUAUUUGCAGCUUGCAUUUUUUUUCUCUCAUCUGUUAUAAAAAGCUGAUGUGGA